This is a messenger RNA of Hypanus sabinus (Atlantic stingray), 6015 nucleotides long. It is a transcript of the gene hace1, whose product is annotated as HECT domain and ankyrin repeat containing E3 ubiquitin protein ligase 1. Gene Ontology annotation, biological process: proteasome-mediated ubiquitin-dependent protein catabolic process; protein polyubiquitination; positive regulation of protein catabolic process. The transcript has 25 exons. NCBI's taxonomy places the organism in Eukaryota, Metazoa, Chordata, Chondrichthyes, Myliobatiformes, Dasyatidae. Gene Ontology annotation, molecular function: protein binding; ubiquitin-protein transferase activity. The coding region runs from base 2370 to 5291 and encodes 973 amino acids. Gene Ontology annotation, cellular component: nucleus. The record is from RefSeq and is a predicted model, not a curated record.
GGUAAACUUGUCAAGACUGAAGGAUUUGAGUUACCUGAAGACCACAUGCCAGAUGUACAGGACAUCUACAAAUGCCUAGGUAUCUGGCAGGCAUAUGGAAGCCACGAUGGGGACACAAGGAAGGCUGUAACAUCCAUGUACCUCCAAAAUGUGAGACGUGUCUCAAAAAGCCAGCUGAAUGGGAAGAACAAGAUCAGAGCCAUCAACACAUUUUUGCCCAACCAGUCAUCAGAUAAAAAGCCACAAGUUUGCUGGCCAAGUAAAAAACCAAAAACCGUUGACUUAAGACCCGGAAACUCUUACAUGGAGGAUUCCACCCAAAGUCCAAAGUUGAGUGACCGUAGGAUGGGGACUUGGAAGUGUCAAGGCUAUAGUCCAGGAAGGAAAGAGAAACAUCUAUGAGUAUGUGAGGAAGAUGGCCCUGAAGGAGGACCUGCUUGGAGACCUCCUCAGACAGCAGGCAGUGCAUAUGAAAUAGAAGUGGGUGAAGCAGAGCCAGAGGACCAGAGGCCAUGGCAGGACAAGCCACUGCACGGGAUGUACCAUCGCCAGUUCUCAGAGGAGGCGGACCUAAGAAAUGGCUGGACCUGGCACAGAGGGGCGGCUCCCGGCUGCACAAGAACAGGCGCUGAGCACAAGAGCAAUAGAAACGAGGUCUGUCAAACCAGACAAGACCCAAGAUGCAAACUGUGCAAAGAACCUUCUGAAAGCAUCCAGCACGUAGCAGCAGGGUGCAAAAUGCGGGCAAAAACAGCAUACACUGAAUGGCACAGCCAAGAUGCAGGAAUUAUGUACAGGGACAGAUGCUCUGAAUAUGGAUUGGACACUCCCAAGUCAAAAUGGGAAACACCUGUGAACGUAAAUGGAGAAUGACAAAGCUAAGAUCAUGUGGGUCUUCCAAAUACACACUGAUAAGGAGGUACUGGCCAAUCAACCAGACAUGGUAGUACUGGACAAGGAACAGAAGAGAGCAUUCGUAAUGGAUGAGGCAAUCCUGAAUGACGGUAAUAUCAGGAAGAAAGAUAUGAGAAGCUGGAGAAAUACCAGGGCUUGAAAGAGCAGAUGGGGGGAUGUGGAGGUUAAAGCCAGAAUAAUCCUGGUGGUGAUAGGAGCACUUGGAGUGUGACACCUGGAUAGGGAGGAUGGCUCCAACAAAUCGCAGGAAGAGCAUCUGAGAUCUCAGUCCAGAAGAGUGCACUGCUAGGAACAGGAAGGAUAUUGCGCAGAACUCUGAGGCUGCCACACCUCCGGUAGAGGACCUGGGAUUGAGGGAAGAAUACACAUAUACAUUACCCAUAAGGUGUGAGAAUAUAAUAGUUAAAUUAAAGAAGCAGUGCAAAAAAAUAAAAGUAAAAAGGUAGUGGGGUUGAGUUCAUGGGUUCAAUGUCCAUUCAGAAAUCGGAAGAAUGUGGAGGUUUUCACAGAGUACAGAAAUUUUAUUGGGUUGUAGGAGUGAAUGAGAGACUGUGAAAUGCAGCGCCAUUAGAGGAUUUGAACAAAUGAAUGGACGUAUUUUAGUUUGCUCUCCAGGAACUGUGUUGUUGGAUGAAUGAGACAGCGCACAAUGAAAGGUAAUGUUGAGUGUAUGGGUGUUGGACAUAGCUCAUUGUAAAUUUGCACGGUUGAUUCUGAUGACCUCAAAUCAAAAGAAGAUAAUCGGAGAUUUAGAGUCAAGUAUCGAAACCAACGGCAUCUACACGACACGCUGCAUCCGCAAAGCAAACAGCAUUAUGAAGGACCCCAUGCACCCCUCAUAUAAACUCUUCUCCCUCCUGGGAAAAGGCACCGAAGCAUUCGGGCUCUCACGACCAGACUAUCUAACAGUUUCUUCCCCCAAGCUAUGAGACUCCUCAAUACCCAGAGCCUGGACUAAUACCUUACUGCCCUAUUGUCCUGUUUGUUAUUUAUGGUAUUGCCUGCACUGUUUUGUGCAUUUUAUGCAGUCCUGGGUAGGUCUGUAGUCCAGCGUAGUUGUUUUUUUUAACGUAGUUCAGUCUAGUUUUUGUACUGUGUCAUGUAACACCAUAGUCCUGAAAAACGUUGUCUCAUUUGUACUAUGCACUGUACAUAAUAGAUAUGGUCGAAGUGACAAUAAAAGUGACUUGACUUUUUAGCGAACUCCCACUUCCAUCAUUCAUUGAAGACUACUGAAAACUACAAGUCCCAAAACACCCCAGUGCCACGUUCUGAUCCGCGUCGGAGCUGCAGCCAAUGGCGUGUGCGGAGGAGGUGGAAGUGCUAUGACGACGCGUUACGGACGGCCUGGGGUUCGGCUUGUGGUUUGAACGUGAGCCGGGUGAUGCGGUCCUAAUCGGAGGGUGGAAGGCCGGGGUUCGGGCCGUACUUUCUUCCACUUGCUACGUCGGCAGAUGAUGGAGCGGGCGAUGGAGCAGCUGAACCGGCUGACCCGUUCUUUGAGGCGGGCUCGGACCGUGGAGCUUCCCGAAGAUAAUGAAACUGCAGUUUAUACGUUGAUGCCAAUGGUAAUGGCUGAUCAGCACAGGUCCGUUUCAGAAUUGUUGACAAAUUCAAAAUUUGAUGUUAAUUAUGCUUUUGGUCGUGUCAAGAGAAGCCUGUUGCAUAUUGCUGCGAAUUGUGGCUCUGUUGAAUGCCUUAUUCUGCUUCUGAAGAAAGGUGCAAAUCCAAACUACCAGGAUAUUUCUGGAUGCACUCCCCUUCACCUAGCAGCUCGGAAUGGGCAGAAAAAGUGUAUGGGAAAAUUACUGGAGUAUAGUGCUGAUGUGAACAUCUGCAACAAUGAAGGACUGACUGCAAUUCAUUGGCUCGCUGUCAAUGGCCGCACUGAGCUUCUUCAUGAUCUACUGCAGCAUGUUAGUAAUGUGGAUGUUGAAGAUGCAAUGGGCCAGACUGCUUUACACGUGGCUUGUCAGAAUGGGCAUAAGACGACAGUACUUUGUCUUCUUGACAGUGGUGCGGAUAUUAACAGGCCUAACGUAUCAGGCGCUACUCCUUUGUACUUUGCUUGCAGCCAUGGUCAAAGGGAUACAGCACAGAUCUUGAUUUCAAGAGGUGCCAAAUACUUACCUGACAACAAUGGUGUUACCCCACUGGAUCUCUGUGUGCAGGGUGGAUAUGGGGAAACAUGUGAAAUUUUAAUCCAACACCAUCCCAGGCUCUUUCAAACACUUAUCCAGAUGACACAGAGUGAGGAUAUCAAGGAAAACAUGUUACGCAAGGUUCUUGAGCACUUGUGCCCGCAGAAUGAGAACCAGUAUCAGAAGAUCCUCACCAGUCUUGCUGAGGUUGCCACAACAAAUGGUCACAAACUACUCAGUAUAUCAAGUAACUACGAAGCACAGAUGAAGAGUCUGUUGAAGAUAGUGCGUCUGUUCUGUCAUGUAUUUCGCCUAGGCCCAUCCUCUCCUAGUAAUGGAAAUGACAUGGCUUACAAUGGAAAUAAAACUCCACGAAGCCAAGUUUUCAAGGUCAGAAAAUUGUAUGACGUUAUUAGGAAGAUUGAAGUAAAAGAGCUGAAUUUCACAAAGCAUGCAAACAUUAAUCAGACAUCUCUUGAAAAAGAACCAUUAGAGCUGCUGUGGCAUUCAUUGGAUGAGUGGCUAGUUCUCAUUGCUACUGAACUGAAGAAAAAUCAAGAAGACUCUGCAAUGGAUACCAAAAAUAUCGCUUCCAUUUUACUGAAGCAGAGAGCCCAAGAGCAGAGAGCUGUCGUAAAUGCACAGACCCUUGAUACUGUAAGGAAGGAGGUCUUGGAAAAUCAAUGUGCCAGCUCUGAGAAGGAAGAAGAUAGUGAAGAUCAGAUACAGGAUGCCAGUUCAGAUGGUUUAGAUGUAAUUUCUAUGACAGCAAAUCGACUCAGUGCAGUGAUCCAAGCGUUUUAUAUGUGUUGCUCCUGUCAGAUGCCACAGGGAAUGACGUCACCUCGCUUCAUUGAAUUUGUGUGUAGGCAUGAUGACGUUUUGAAAUGUUUUGUGACCAGAAACCCUAUAAUAAUAUUUGACCACUUUCACUUUCUUCUGGAGUGCCCUGAGUUGAUGUCAAGAUUCAUGCACAUCAUCAAAGCACAGGCCUUCAAAGAUAGAUGUGAGUGGUUCUAUGAACAUCUUCAUGCUAAUCAUCCUGAUUCUGACAUGGUACACAGGCCUGUUAAUGAAAAUGAUAUCUUGCUUGUUCAUCGAGAUUCAAUUUUCCAGAGUAGUUGUGAGGUUGUUUCAAAAGCAAGCUAUGAAAAAUUGAAACAAGGUGUCGCUGUGCGUUUUCAUGGAGAAGAAGGGAUGGGCCAAGGAGUGGUGCGUGAAUGGUUCGACAUACUGUCCAGUGAAAUAAUUAACCCAGACUAUGCACUCUUCACUCAGUCAGCGGAUGGAACUACGUUCCAGCCAAACAGCAAUUCCUCCGUGAAUCCAGACCAUUUGAAUUACUUCCGAUUUGCAGGGCAAAUUCUGGGUUUGGCACUUUAUCACCGACAACUGGUUAACAUCUACUUUACACGUUCAUUUUACAAACAUAUACUUGGUAUCCCUGUAAAUUAUCAAGAUGUGGCAUCCAUUGACCCAGAGUAUGCCAAAAACCUUCAGUGGAUUCUGGAUAAUGAUAUUAGUGACCUUGGGCUGGAACUUACUUUUUCUGUGGAGACUGAUGUAUUUGGCGCAAUGGAAGAAGUACCUUUAAAACCAGGAGGCAUAAGUAUACUUGUGACACAGGAAAAUAAGGCUGAGUACGUCCAGCUGGUUACUGAAUUAAGAAUGACUCGUGCUAUUCAGCCUCAGAUAAAUGCAUUUUUGCAAGGCUUUCACCUGUUCAUCCCAGCAUCCCUAGUUCAGCUUUUUGAUGAAUAUGAACUGGAAUUGCUACUGUCAGGAAUGCCAGAGAUUGACGUGACUGACUGGCAACAUAAUACAGAAUACACCAGUGGCUAUGAUAAAGAAGACCCAGUGAUAAAGUGGUUCUGGGAUGUUGUCAAAGAGUUCACUCAAGAAGAAUGUGUAUUACUAUUACAGUUUGUUACAGGCAGGACUCUGCAGAGAGUGAAGCGGACAGCCCAGUGCAUCUGUAGAUGUGAUCUUCCCACUAUUCAGGACAUUUACAAAGACAGCUCAAGAGUCCCACAUGGUGGCUUUGCUUACCUUAUGGGUGGUAGCGGAUUGCAGAAGUUCACGAUAGCUGCUGUACCUUACACGUCCAACCUCUUACCAACAUCCAGUACCUGCAUUAACAUGUUGAAAUUGCCAGAAUACCCCAGCAAAGAAAACCUGAAAGAUCGAAUUCUCGUGGCAUUACACUGCGGCAGCUAUGGAUAUACCAUGGCAUAAGUAUAUCUAAAGACAUGGAAGUGACUGUAGAAGAGACCUUCAUUCCUCAACUCUGUUCAAUAGUGCUUCCGAUUUUAAAAAGUUUCCAGAUUGAUUUGCAAAUUCACUGUAGCACAUUUGUAUAUGCAUGGCAAGCACUGAUUGCUGAUGUCAAGCAUUAUGCGUGUGUUAUUUUAGAAUUUUUUUAUUUUUAAAAUUGUUAUACAUAACUUAUGCACUUGGGGGAAGGGAUAGGAAUUUGUAAAUUUGCAAUAUAUGUAGAAAAGGUAUUCUGAAAUGCAGACAUACUCUUGGAGUACUUGAAUUAGUGGCUGAAGUAUGCAGGUUCAGUUGCCAAACCUCACUUACAGUGGAGGGUAAGAAAAAGCCAAGGUUUCAUUAUAUUUUUUGUAAGACAAGGACAGACGUUUUAUUUUUUUGUGAAGAUGUUAAUUUUUAGUUUAUUACUCAGUCUUCAUAAUUUAACAUCUUUUUGAGGGAGGGCAUUAUCAUUAGAAAUGACAAAAUAUUUAAUAGAUUCUAACAACCAAAAUUAUUUUACAGAAUUUCUGCCAAAUCUUAACUACCAUCUUAAAUGGAUUAAACUACCUUAUGGAAGUAUUUGUAUAUUGUGAAGUUUAUGUAUAUAUUGCUUUAUCCUGUCCAUUUGAAAAGCAUGGUGCAUCUACCUGGUUUUCUUGACAAUUGCAUGUCUUUUUCUAAAAACGUAUUAAAUUUCUUACUG